UCAAAAUAAUACGUAAUAUUUUUAUUAAGCUGGCAACACCUGUCAAUCCUGGGCAAAGUUCCUCUCGAUUGAUUUGCGCAUGGACACUACUAACUUCGCGCAUGUGUAUCAUUAAUUUUUACUAGGCGUUGCAGAUUGGACUGGUUAGACAUCUUUUCAAGGAAUGGGAUAUUGUGUCGCCAUGUCAUGUAAAGCUAAUGCGUCGUUAAUGUUGAACGUGUAAAAUGGUUAAAACCAGUAUAUCUUUCAAUUUUCAAGUUACGUGAAGUACCUAAUUGUACUUUAAAGCUUAAUUAAUCUAAUAGUUAUAUUUUUCGAAUCGGAUGACUAACUUUUACGUGAAUAUUUUGUGAUUACAUGAUGACAUUUCAAAGAUGAGUGACGAAACUCCGGGGGUAGGGCAGGGUGCUCUGCCCCCGAGAGAAGGCCAAGGCCUUCGAGCCAUGGCAGAGCGCCCUGCUGCUAGUAGUGCGACCGUAAGGGUUGUAAGUGGACAGUAUGUGCUAACAAAUCAACCACAUGGUAUGCCAGCCUUAGCACAGAUAACGUCCGGAAACAGUAAUGUUACUCGUCUGAUUAGCAUCAGUCCAUCCAGAAUCGGACAAACAUCUCCCGUAAGACCGAGCGUGGCCCACCAAUCGAUAGUUGAUGUUCUCACUAAAUCUCGAUUAAACUCGCACUUGAAUAAUAUGUUUUCUUCAGGAGAAAGUUCUAGUAAUAAUGUUCAAAAUACAAGGCCUUUAAAAAGGCCGUUGCCUUCCUCUGGUGAAAAGAAAGAUACUUACGCUUCCAAGUUGCAACAUGUGAUGAAUCAUCGCAUCGUUCGUUCAAAAUUGGUAAAAGAAAAGUAUAAUGAACAUCUACUGGAGGCUUUUUACUUAGAAACAGGAAAUAAUAUUCUCGAUUUGUACCAAUUCGCCAAGAGGCCUAAAACUCAAGCUUAUCUGACUUACCUAAAGGAACAUGCCAUUGAUCCUAGAGAUUAUCCAGAACCAGUUCCUAGCGUUACCAUACCACAAACGACACUCAGUACACCAUCUGCUACAGCAGCUAGCUCUCUACCUGGUAUUUCUCAAAGCCACCCUGUUCAGACCAGUUCCCCUAUAGUAACGACAUCUGAAAGCCAUAGUAACCAUUCUACACCAAAAUCAGUAUCUGUCAAAAUGAAAUCUGUAUCUAAUACAAAUAGUACUAGCCAAGAAAUGAUAGUAGAGAAAGCAAAGCAAGAAGCUUAUGUAGUUCAGCGAAUAGCAGAUUUACAAAAGGAAGGUUUAUGGUCUGAAAAAAGGCUACCAAAAGUGCAAGAAAUGCCGAGAACAAAAGCACAUUGGGACUUUUUACUUGAAGAAAUGGUCUGGUUGGCAGCUGAUUUUGCGCAGGAACGUAAAUGGAAGAAAGCCGCUGCAAAGAAAUGUGCCAGAAUGGUACAGAAAUAUUUCCAAGAUAAAGCACUUGCUGCUCAAAAAGCAGAAAAAGCACAUGAGCAGAAUCUUCGAAGAAUUGCAGCAUUUUGCUCGAAAGAAAUAAAAAAUUUCUGGAACAAUGUAGAGAAAUUAGUAGAGUACAAACAAAAUACAAUUCUCGAAGAGAAACGGAAAAAGGCUCUAGAUCAACAGCUGAGUUUUAUAGUGGAUCAAACUGAGAAGUAUUCCCAGUUACUUGCAGAGGGUAUGAAUAAAUCAGUAGAACCACCCAGUUCGGUUCCUUCAAGGUCAGUGUCACGAGCGCAUUCAGAUACUGAAUUUGAUCCUGAUCUACAGAGUGAUGAAGAUGAUGAGGAAACAAUAGCUCGGGAAGAAGCUUUAGGCAACGAAGGUCACAAAGAAGAAAUUGAAGCGUUACAAAAAGAAUCUCAGAUGGAGUUAGAUGACUUGUUAGAAGACGAUUUUUUAAAAAAUUACCUUUUAAACCGAGACAAAAUACGAUUAAGCGAUUCAGAAGAGUCUGACGACGAUGUCGAUUCUAAAAAGGAAUUAUCAAAAACAGAUUUAGAUGAAAAAGAACCGUCUGAAGAAUCAGAUUCUUCCAAAGAAGACGACGUCGAGGAGACCGAAGAAGAGAGCGAGGAUGAGGAAACAAAAGUCUCAGAAAUUGUACCCCAGGGUGAACAUGACGAACUGAAACUUUUAGUGGAAGAUUCUCAAAAAGAGGGAGAAAUAAAGACUGAAACAGAUACAAAAGAUGACCUCAUCAAUGAUGCUGCUGCUAUAGCUGAAAGUAUACAACCAAAAGGAAACACCUUAUCAUCUACGAAUGUUUCUACAAACAUCCCAUUCUUGUUAAAAUAUUCUUUGAGAGAGUAUCAACAUAUAGGUCUGGAUUGGUUAGUAACAAUGUUUGAAAGAAAACUUAACGGCAUCUUAGCGGAUGAAAUGGGUUUAGGUAAAACCAUUCAAACAAUAGCCCUUCUAGCUCAUCUAGCGUGCGAGAAAGAAAAUUGGGGACCGCAUCUAAUUGUUGUUCCUACAUCUGUGAUGUUGAAUUGGGAAAUGGAAUGUAAAAAGUGGUGUCCCGCAUUCAAAAUUCUAACUUAUUAUGGUACCCAGAAAGAGAGAAAAUUCAAAAGGAUUGGAUGGACUAAACCUAAUGCUUUCCAUAUUUGUAUUACUUCUUACAAAUUGGUUAUUCAAGACCACCAGAGUUUUAGAAGGAAAAAAUGGAAAUAUUUGAUUCUGGAUGAAGCUCAGAAUAUUAAGAAUUUUAAGUCACAAAGAUGGCAGCUGCUCUUGAACUUUCAAACCCAGCAACGUCUUCUAUUGACUGGUACUCCUUUACAAAACAACCUCAUGGAAUUGUGGUCACUUAUGCAUUUUUUAAUGCCAAAUGUAUUUCAAUCUCAUAGAGAAUUUAAAGAGUGGUUUUCCAAUCCAGUGACAGGUAUGAUUGAAGGCAAUUCGGAAUACAAUGAAAGCAUUAUCAAGAGAUUGCAUAAGGUAUUAAGACCGUUUCUUUUGCGACGAUUGAAAAGCGAGGUCGAAAAACAAAUGCCAAAAAAGUAUGAACACGUGGUUAUGUGUAGAUUAUCGAAAAGGCAGAGGUAUUUAUACGAUGACUACAUGUCGAGAGCAAAAACAAGAGAAACUUUGGCUAGCGGAAAUCUAUUGAGUGUAAUAAAUGUUUUAAUGCAAUUAAGAAAGGUAUGCAACCAUCCAAAUUUAUUCGAAGUAAGGCCGACAACAUCGCCUUUUCAAUGUGAAGGUAUUAGGUUACAUAUUCCAUCCAUUGUAUACUCCGCUAUUGAUUAUGACCCUUCAAAACAUGUAAAUCUCCAAGCACUAAAUCUGCUACUGAUAAUGCAAGAAAUCCACUUUGGUUCCUAUCAAUGUUAUCGAAUGAGGCAAUCGAGAAAUUCUAAAAAACUUAUGGAACUAGACGAAGAGUCCAAUAAAAUUCCGCCCCCUUGUCCGCCUUGUAAAUUAGCGAUGCGAGUGUUACCGUCUAAAGUGUCUAAUACAGCAAACGAAGAGAAAAGUGAUAAAAAAAAUGUUCCAGUUUCAAGCCAACCACCACCUCUUCAACUUAAAGGUUUUACUCAACCUAAUGUGAAGGUGAAAGUAUCUGGGGUACAACUAGUCAAUCAACAGGGUAUUUUGAAAACAAUUCCAGUUGUGAACAUAUCACAAGGGACAACUGGACAAAUCGGUACACCGGUUAGCGUGACGUCUGUUUUAAAACCUCAAGACAAAAUUUCAGCAAGUUUUGCGCAAUUAGUACAAACUUCAACGGGCAAACAUUUACUCCUAACAUCAAAUCCAAAUAUAACCGGGAAUAUUCCAGUAACAUCAACACCAGGUGGUCAAAAAUUGACAUUCUUAUCCAAACAACCUGUUGCAACCAUAGGGAAUGCUGUCACCAAGGCUUUUGUCAAGUUUCAGUUUACAUCCAUCACUACAUCCCCUACUUUUACGACAACGACUACGUCUAAUUCAAAUUCAAUUGCUAUUGUAAAAAGUGAAGAAAAUAAAGUAAAAGGAGUCAGAACUCCAGUAGGAAAUGAUUAUAUAGGUAAACUUUAUUCUAAACAAAAUAACCUGGAUGUUCGGUGGAAUAAUGAUGACAAAAAUUUAGAUUUAAUAAAUGAAGAAGAUCCAAAAGGAGAACGUAAAAAUAGACUGGCUCUAAUGUGCCGCAUCAACAAUAUCCGAUGUUCAGCAUUACCUUUGUAUGGCAGAGAUUUCCAAGACGCUGUCAAAAUUUUCACUCCUAACAAGAUAAACCCAUGGGGUGGUGGUCACAUACAUUGUUUGAACACUUUAUAUUGUAAAAAAUCUACGGAACCGACAGAUUGUUUGAAAGAUAUUCUAUAUAAUCCCGAAAUGAGAUUGGAAAGUUUGAAAGAAAUUUUCGAUCGUUUUAUAUUAUAUGUACCUGCCGUAAAAGCUGCCGAACCUGAAUUACGAGUGUGGCAUCCGCCACCGAGCAAAUAUUGGGGCCAAAAACAGGAUAAGCAGCUUCUACAGAAACUAUUUUCUAAACCUGCUACACCUCUACACAGUAUUGCCUCUGCUAUGGUAACGCAAUUUCCUGAUCCAAGACUAAUCCAAUAUGAUUGUGGAAAAUUACAAACGUUAGACAUUCUGCUUAGAAAAUUGAAAAUGGAUGGUCAUCGUGUGUUAAUCUUCACCCAGAUGACUAAGAUGUUGGACGUUCUAGAGGCAUUCUUGAACUACCACGGACAUAUAUAUCUUAGAUUAGAUGGUACAACCCGAGUGGAUCAAAGACAGGUUUUGAUGGAAAGAUUCAAUGGUGAUACACGUAUUUUUGCUUUUAUACUGUCCACGCGCUCUGGUGGUGUGGGAGUGAAUUUAACUGGAGCGGAUACUGUGAUAUUCUACGAUUCCGAUUGGAAUCCUACAAUGGACGCGCAAGCUCAAGAUCGUUGUCACCGAAUCGGCCAAACGAGAGAUGUACACAUUUACCGUUUGGUCAGCGAAAGAACAAUAGAGGAAAAUAUAUUGAAGAAAGCGAAUCAAAAACGUAUGCUCGGAGAUUUAGCCAUCGAAGGUGGUAACUUUACAACAGCAUAUUUCAAGAGCUCAACUAUACAAGACUUGUUCAACAUCGAUCAGAACGAAGAAAAUGCUGCGACAAGGAUGUCUGGCGUAAUGGAAAUGAAGAAGGAACGCGAAAGAGCUUUAUCUAACGAAACAUCUGUAGGUGAUGAUAAAAUAGCAGUUGGUGCUCUCGAAAGUGCUUUGGCUGCAUGUGAAGAUGAUCAGGACGUUCAGGCUGCCAAAACUGCGAAAGCAGAAGCUGUUGCUGAUCUUGCUGAAUUCGAUGAAAACAUUCCUUUAGAUGAACAGGAGAAAGAGCCUGAAAUUAGUAAAGCGGAACAGGAAAUUAAUAACAUAAUAGAAAAGUUAACUCCUAUUGAAAAGUAUGCCAUGAAGUUCAUAGAAACCACCGAAUCUGCUUGGUCAGCCGAACAACUUGCUGCCGCUGCUAGAGAAAUAGAGGAGCAGAAGAGAGAAUGGGAACAGAAUAGACUCGCAGCGAUGCGAGAAGAAGAAGAUCGACGCGCUCGUGAGUUGGAAGAAGAAAACGACAUAAUCACAUUUUCAAGAGAAGAUGCCACCAACCAGAUAUGGGUUUCUGACACUACCAUGGAACACAUGCCUAUGUGGUGUCCUCCAACUCCACCUCAACAAGAAAAUGACGUAUACAUAGACCAAACAAUGGCCUUUAUGUACGACACAAAAAUAAUGUCCGAAUCGGAAUUACCUCCAGUAUAUGUCAAACGUGAAGCGAAAAGAACUCGGUUAGAAGCAGGCUUAAUUGAAAACAGAAGGGCCUUGAAAAUACCUAGAAAAGAAGAAUCUACAAACGCACCAAAAUCCCUAUUUCAUUCUGCGACUAUAUUAAAAAUGAGACGCGAUUUAAAACUUCAAAAAUAUCGUGGUUUAGUUAGGCCUGCUUUACCAGUUCCUGGAAAACCAAACAUUCAAAAACCCUUGCAAGAACAACCUUUGUUUCACGAAUGGACUAUUCACGAGGAUAUGGCUAUUUUAAAGGUCAUACAAAACUUCCAAGGUCUUCCAUUAAAUUUAAUAGUCACCAAUUUAGGACAUACUCCUAAUUGGGAUUUUGUGGCCGAUUAUGUCAAUACAGUCUCCAUAACAUACCGUACUCCGAAACAGUGUCGUCAAAGAUACGAAAAUCAUUUGAUGCAAAGAGAAGAAGGUAAACAACUAAGCUUAGAGUUCUUAAAAAAGAAGAAGAACAAAUCCGGAGCAAUACAGAAAUACCCAAUGCUUUCAAAAUCUAGCAGAUGUGUGAGAACAUCUCAGUUAUAUACUCAGGACAAUAAUUCCGCUUUUAGUCAGACAAUGGCGAAUAGAUUCGACGCAUUGAAAGCAAUCUCUAAUAAGAAAACUCCCGCUACUAGAAAUAUUGUGAAUAAUCCGUUGUUAAACAAGACAAAACACAAUCUGGUUUUAAACGAGUGUGGAAUCGAUAUUGAACAUCCUGUUUUACCUGUAGAAGUAGCCGCAAGGAGAGCGGAAAGAAUAGCUAAAGAGAAAAAGAAUAUGACCGCUGAACAGCAACAACAACUUGCGGCACGUCUACAAAUGAUGAAGAACAUGAUGGCUGCUAGUCAACAAGCAAACAUAGCUGCUGCUUCAUCAGUAAAUACACCGGGUACAUCUACUGGAACCCAUGUAGCACAAACACCUUCUCAGAUUGUUGUGACGCAAUCUACAGCAAUUGUUACCACCACAGCCGCUAGUGUUAGCACUCAAGCUACUCCUCCGACUACUUUACGAACACAAAGAAUAAUAGCAUCACCAAUACAGACAUCAACGGUAGUUUCUGUGUCAGGAUUAAGCCCUGCCCAACUUCAAGCUGCGACGCAGCGUCUCAUCGUAUCAGCUGGUUCUUCAGGUCAAGGCAAAGUAGUGGCUACUACAAAUACCCUACAAGGUAAAGCCAUUGGUCAAGCUCAAUUAGCUAUGAUUCGACAAGCCAAUCUUAAACAACAACUACGAUUGCACGCUGGAAAUAUUCCGACGCAAGGCGUCAAAACAUCUACUGUUACUAUUGGAGGCCAACAGGCCGUUGUCCAAUUCACACAGGCACAACCAAGAGCGCAAUUUAUAAGGCAAGGCACUGUUACUGUCGGAGGAAAAACUGGAAUUACUAGGACUGUUACUGAAAGCGAUUUAGCUCAAUUGUUAAAGAAACAACAACAAAAGUUAGGUACAUCGGGAGGAAGUACUAUUCAAAGUUUAUCACCGCAAGUUCUGGCUCAAGCGAUACAAGCUGGUUCAUCUGGUGGACAGGUUGCAACUCUGGUUAAAGCAGUUUCAUCUCCCGGAGUUACACAAACCGUCACUAUUCCAGUCACAGGUGUAGCUCUAUCAAAUCAAGGCAAGAACAUACAAUCAACGUUAAAGACAACAAACGCCACCCAAUUCCGGCAACUCCAAUUGCAACAGCAACUGCUCGCUCAGAAAAAAUUGAAUGCUCAGAAAUUGAGUAUUGCGCAAGUAGCUGGCAAGAACAAUGUACAAACUCAAUUGAUAGUAGGUUCCAAACCUCUAGGUACGGCGAUGACAGUUCAACAAUUCCAGCAGGUAAUAAGAUCUCCAUUGAAUGUUAGUCAGGGACCAGUGGUGUUGGCAAAAGGGCCGUCUACGAGGGUCAUACCUGUCAAUACAGCACAGGGAACCAAGCAGACCAUACAGGUGGUAGCUGCAAGCACAUCUCAAACACUUAACACCGCCCUUCGUCCCCAAGCAGGCUCUUCAGCUCUGGCAGGCGCCUUGGCCGGGAUAAAAGUACAAGGUACUUCUAGUGCGAGUCAACAGGCGCUUUUAUCUCAAGUAUCAGCUGCUUUGAAUCAAAACGUCACCGGUAUGCGACAAGGAAGUCCUGUCCGCAUUCAGACGAGCAGCGGAACACCUUUGGUGGCGGUCAGCGUUCAAAAUGUCCAACAAGCCCCCAAUUCUUCCGUUGCCACUGGCUCUCAACCGAACAAUUCCGAGCAAGUAAGUAGAUAUUUGAAGAAGUGAAGAGUUGUGAUGUGAUGUCUUUUUCUUAAUUCGUAAUUCCCUCAUUUUUGGUUUAAUUUUUUUUUGUACACGUCGAUAUACGUUAAGUCUACAUUUUUUUAGUUUGUGUCGUUUUAGAAUUAGUUUAUUUAACAUUAUUUUCCAACUUGAAAAUAAUGUUAUAUAAAGUAGUUUCUUUUUGUGAACUUUAAUAAGAAUAUUAUUUUUUGUUUAAUAUUUGGUGUAUCGGCGUAUUUUGACGUUUUCUCAAUAGAGUUUUUCAAGUCUUCAUUCAUAUAAUUGUAUUGAACUGAGCUGUGAUAAUUAAGAAAAAAAAAUAUUUUUAGAAAUAUUUUCACAGAAAAUGUAGUGUAGGAUUUUUUUUAUUUGAUAAGCUCCUUUUGCAUUUAAAAUUUACAUACCUCUCCUCUCCCUUCCACCCCCUCAAUAAAUGUAAAUAGUGUCCCAUAAAACACAUGUAUCCGCUCUUUGUUUCUGACUAAUAAAUUAUUA
Diorhabda sublineata is the source of this 8504-nucleotide messenger RNA. RefSeq names its product helicase domino (gene dom). Gene Ontology annotation, molecular function: ATP-dependent chromatin remodeler activity; ATP binding; ATP hydrolysis activity. Gene Ontology annotation, cellular component: Swr1 complex. The transcript has 23 exons. The coding region runs from base 375 to 8012 and encodes 2545 amino acids. The record is from RefSeq and is a predicted model, not a curated record. Lineage: Eukaryota; Metazoa; Arthropoda; Insecta; Coleoptera; Chrysomelidae.